Molecule: messenger RNA, 609 nt
Organism: Dipodomys spectabilis (banner-tailed kangaroo rat)
Lineage: Eukaryota; Metazoa; Chordata; Mammalia; Rodentia; Heteromyidae
Product: melanoma-associated antigen B16-like
Exons: 1
Coding region: 1-609 (202 amino acids)
Biological process (GO): negative regulation of transcription by RNA polymerase II
Cellular component (GO): nucleus
Source: RefSeq, a predicted model, not a curated record
AUGAAUAUCCUGCUGCUCUAUUACCAACGGAAAGAGCCAAUAAGCAAGGCAGAUAUGGUGAAGUUUGUCAUUAGAGAGCAUGAGGCCCUGUUUUCUGCAAUCCUCAAGAAAGCUUGUAUGCGCCUUGAGGUUAUUUUUGGCCUGGAAAUGAAGGAAGUGGAUGCCACCAACCAGUGCUAUGGUGUCAUCAUGAAACAAGGCUUCACCUAUGAUGGGAUGCAGUGUGGAGAAUUGGGCAUUCCCAAGAUUGGCCUACUGAUGUUUGUACUGGGGGUGAUCUUCAUGAAGGGCCACCGUGCCACUGAAGAACACAUCUGGGAAGUGAUGAAGCAGACAGGGAUCUGUUGUCGCAAGAAGCACUUCAUCUUUGGCAAUCCCAAGCAGCUCUUCACCGAUGAAUUUGUGAAGGAAGGGUACCUGGAGUGCCAGAAGGGACCUGAUAGUCAUCCUGAGAAGUAUAAGCUCCUGUGGGGCCCAAGAGCCUAUGCUGAAACCACCAAGAUGAAAGUCCUUGAUUAUAUGGCCAAGGUUCAUGGGACUGAUCCCACUGAUUUCCCAUCUCUCUAUGAAGAGGCUCUGCUUGAUGAACAAGAGAGAGCCCACACCUGA